ACAACAGCAGUGUUUCCCGACGCAAUUUAAUGAAACCUAUAAUUACCUCAUCACAACAACAUUCCUCCACAGUGCAUCUAUAGAUAUUUAGACAUCGUGAAUGCAAAACUAUAAAUAAACAACAAUGACACCCGCCGUACAAGAUUGAAGAAAUAACAAACUGAGCACCUACUCCGGCUUGGGACCGCGGCUAUAGUGGAGCGGGACGUCGGUGUCGGGGGCACCGGGAGCGCGGGGGUGUCGGUUUCCAUACCCAGACUGGUGGCGGACGGCAUGGGUACGAGCAAAGGAUCCGCCAGGGGCGCGUCGCUGUGGGACAACAUGCGGCUACGCUUCAUCGUCUGUUUCCUGGGUGUCUUCGUGUGUUAUUUUUAUUACGGAAUUCUACAAGAAACCAUCACAAGAGGAGAUUAUGGCCCUGGCGACCAAAAGGAGAAGUUUCGAUUCGCCAGGACGUUGGUGUUCAUCCAGUGCAUCAUCAACGCUCUCUUUGCCAGGAUAUUGAUUCAGUUUUUAGAGGGCCCCAAACCAGAUUUAACCAGGAGCUGGUUGUACGGCCUGUGUUCCCUCUCCUACGUGGGAGCCAUGGUGUCCAGUAACUCUGCCCUACAGUAUGUCAACUAUCCCACACAGGUGCUGGGAAAAUCCUGCAAGCCAAUCCCAGUGAUGAUCCUGGGGGUGACCAUCCUGAAGAAGCGCUACCCGAUGGCCAAGUACUUGUGUGUGCUUCUGAUCGUGAGUGGCGUGGCGCUCUUUCUGUACAAGCCCAACAAGGGCUCGACAGUGGCGGACGACCACGUCUUCGGCUUCGGGGAGAUCCUCUUACUAGUGUCUCUGACGCUGGACGGCUUGACGGGCGUGGCCCAGGACCACAUGAGGUCUCGCUUUCAAACCAGCGCCAAUCACAUGAUGCUCAACAUAAACCUGUGGUCCACUGUGCUCCUGGGACUGACUGUGCUGUGGACCGGUGAGGUGUGGGAGUUCCUGAGCUUUACCGAACGCUACCCGAGCAUCUUGUACAACAUCCUCCUCUUUGGAUUGACCAGCGCGUUGGGCCAGACGUUCAUCUUCAUGACGGUGGUUUACUUUGGACCCCUGACCUGCUCCAUCGUUACCACCACCAGGAAGUUCUUCACCAUCCUGGGCUCCGUCCUUCUCUUUGGGAACCAAAUGAGCAACAUGCAGUGGUUGGGCACCGUCCUUGUGUUCCUUGGCCUCGGAUUGGACGCUAAAUUUGGCAAAGGACCCAAGAAGACAACACAUUAAACCACCCGGACACAAUCCAUAAGCCAGAAGAUUACUUGUCAUACAGGCUGAAACAUUUAUGACCUGAUUUUUAAAUAAAACAAACUUCUGAGUAUUAACACAUUCAUCAAGGACAAACAAUUUCAGCAUCUCAGUGAUGAAUUUACCAAAAAGUCUCAUCACAUUGCUUGCAAAAUCUGCCAGUAUCACGUUCUUGGCCAAUAAUUAGCCAAGUGUCUUGUCAUUUAUAAAACUUGUCUUUUGUUUUUUUUUUUCCUUUCUUUUUUUAAUUUUCUACAGGUUAU
Messenger RNA from Phycodurus eques (leafy seadragon), 1550 nucleotides. RefSeq names its product solute carrier family 35 member B1 (gene slc35b1). Gene Ontology annotation, biological process: UDP-galactose transmembrane transport. The transcript is spliced from 9 exons. NCBI's taxonomy places the organism in Eukaryota, Metazoa, Chordata, Actinopteri, Syngnathiformes, Syngnathidae. Gene Ontology annotation, cellular component: endoplasmic reticulum membrane; Golgi membrane. The coding region runs from base 274 to 1266 and encodes 330 amino acids. Gene Ontology annotation, molecular function: UDP-galactose transmembrane transporter activity; UDP-glucose transmembrane transporter activity. The record is from RefSeq and is a predicted model, not a curated record.